AUGGGGUGGAUAUUCACAAUGUGGAGUAUUGCUGUAGGAAUGUUUAAGAUGUUUGGGAUAAAAUUAGAUGACAUUUUUAGCCAGAUGAACGACACUGACGGGACCAAAGAAGAAACUGAGUGCGUUUUGAUAUCUGAAGGUCACCUUUCUUGGACUGUUGCAGAGAGACCAUCAGAGAUUUCAGAAGAUCCUUAUCUGACCCUUAGUUUAAUAUGUAAAAAUGAGGAUCCCAAGGAUGCCACUGAGGUUGAAACGAGAGGCCCCUCCCAGUCCAUACUAAAAAAGUUUAUAGGAAAACUUUGUUUCCAUCAUCAGAAGCAGUUUACUCAUAUUUUAAAUGUAAUUUACCAGGAAACAGACUCAUUAACAGAAAGUCAUUUGUUAGAACUUGCACCUGCAGCUGUUUGUAAUCUGGGCUAUAAUCCUGUCUGUAAUUUACAGGACAGUGAAUGCCCUGAUAAAAGCAGUGCUGCCUUCUCUGGAGAAGAGAUUUCUAUCUCAGCGCUACAGCCAGUACAAAAUCAGCAAUAUUGUAAAAAGCUAUUACAGUGCUUCCCUAAAGGAAAUGAGGAGAAAAGUAUGAAUUGUUUUAGAAGAGCCCAAAACAGAACUAAAGCAGAUUCUAGCACUGCAGAAUUCAUUUUACCAGAACUUUCAGGUUCUUCGAAGUCUAGUGAGACAGAAAUGUGUACCUCUACAGAAUGUUCAGACCAGUCAAACUGUUUGCUACUAGACAAUCUUACAAUACUUUCAGACUCCAGAAAUCCUAGAGAAUGUGCCAGUCUCCGAAUAGAUUCACAAGGUCAUAGCUGUCAGAAGGAGACUGGCCUACAUUCUAAUGCACUUCUAAUAGAUGGUCAAAAAUCAGAUGAUGUAAUGGACAUAAGUUAUUCUAGGGAUGAAACUGGUAACUGUCAGAAUGCAAAUACAGCUUUAUCAGAUGAGAAUAAAGAGUUGUGGUUUAAGUGUGCAAAUAGUACUGCUGACAAGGAAAUCACUUUACAGUUUGGUUCCAGAAUAUCAUUGAAUCAUGAUUUAGAAGCUAAUGAACAAGAUGCAAAGUAUGCAUUAGAAAGCAAAGAAAAAAGCAAUAAGUUAGUUAAUAAUUUGAGUCAUGGCAACAGAUCGUUGUUUAUAAAAGCCAAAGAUGGAUGCAGUGUUCAUAAUCCUCCUCCGGAUGUACACAGGGACUCGCAUGGUAAUUCAAGAGCCAGAGCAGUUGUAGCUUCCAUUAAAUCAACUCAGAAGAGCAAAAAGAUAGGUAAAGGAAAAUCUUCCACUUCUACAAUCUGUGAGAUUGUGAAUGAUCAUGACAACCAGUGUGAUAUUGUUCAUAUUAGUGCUCCAAUAACUGACUGCCAGUUCGAGUCUCAGAAAUCAGUACUUUUGCAUAAAAAUGCAAGGAAGAGCACACGCGGGCAUAUCUGUAACGAAUACGUGUAUUAUGAAUUACCAACAGUCCGUACGUUAGCAAAAAGUUCUACUUCAAGAGCAAAAGAAAACUGCUCUUAUUUAGUAGAACCGUCAUUGUCUUUGGUGAGCCCACAACGCAUUCCGACUGUGUCUGACAGUACCGCAACAGCAGGUGGAGAUUUUACUACAAAUGUUAAGGACAGAGUUACUGAAGCACCCGACAUAUGUGUACCAAAACAAAUGCCAUCAAACUAUGAAAUUUUGAACAAUGUAAGCAUACAUUGUUUAUCAAAUGAAACUAACGUAACAACUGACACUGUUAGUUCUUGUCAACCACAGUCAGUGGAAACUUCUAGAGCUGUGAUCCCUUUUCCAUCAUCAGAGCAAGAACAAAUGAUAGCUACAGACCAUGGUAUGUCACAGUGCUCCUUAUCUUUGUCCCCAUGUCCUUCAACAAAAGAAAGAUUGCAGACUUCUGAGCUACCUGGAGAAGAACUUUUUUUAUCUCAAGAGUCGUUUAUGACUUCCUCAAGUGGAGCUGAUGAAAAUAAUGCUCCAGUAUCAGAAUUAGCAGAUCUAAGAUCAGUUUCUUUAAUUAUGAAUAGAAAGCAGAGUAUAGAUAAUCCUGAGAAAAAAGAGAAUCCUCCCAUGUUAGUGUCAUCUGAAUACAGUGAAAUAGAUGGCAUCGGUGAUAAAGAAACUGGAACAGAGAUAACUGAUGCAGCUGAAGAAAGUACUGGGCAAGAAACGAGUGUGUGUGGAAAUGAGGGCAAUGAACCAGAGAAAUCAAUGUUGAAGGUUAACCUUACAGAUAAUAAGAAUUCAAAGCUUACACUAGAAACCAAUCUUUACAGUUUAGUUAAAGAAAAUACUACAGUUACAGAGAAGAAAAAAAGACAAAAAAAGCUGUAUGGUCCCUCUGAUAGGUGUUUAAGAAGUCAGCAGCCUCAGGAAGCACCAUCAGGUGUCAUAGCAACAGUAGAAAAAAGUGCAGAGUUGCUUGAUACUAAUCUUAAAGUUCCUGCACUGAUUGACAGUACUCUUCAGGUUCCAGCUCUUCACAUUAAUCUUUUCAAAAGUGUAGGCAGUAAGCGCUUUAGAAGAAAGGUGAAUGUUAGUGAAACUGAAACUGUCAGUUUUCCACAUGACUGCUACCACAGAGAAGUUCUGAAAAGUAUUCAUAGUCUUGAUUGCAGAUUGAAAGAUUAUGCUGAAGAAAGAUCAAAUGGAUCAAAUGGUGCAAGUGUAUCAGAGAUGAUUGUAACCAGGAAAACAUAUAAAGAGUUAGUAAAAGAGAUUGAUUUAAAUGCGGACGUGUAUGUUGCUGAUUCAGCCUUUCCAUUUAAAUUUUCAGAGUUGGGGAAUGUGCUUUGCAUUUCUUUUAAUCCCGUCUCUGAAAAAAGACAAGUUUGUUUUAGUGUAGAAAGUAACAUAAGUGUGAUAAAAGGCAGAGGCAGCAAAGAACCUGAGGAAAGCCAUUCUUUUAUAGAGCAGCAGGAAAAGUUGAGCAGGUUAUCAGUUAAAAGACCAUUGCAGAAGAGAGAUGAUUCUACACAUUCUGUAACUCCUCUAAUUAAAGGUUCUUCUAGAGUCAAUUUAAAAAUUAAAGAGCUCUCAAAGAUUUCAAGGGCCAGGAGACUUGUUGCUAGAGCCUACAAUUUGAGGCGUGGAGACAAAGCAAAGCUUGGUGCCUUUCGUAAAGGUACUGUUACGUUCAGUACAAAGCAUCAUAAAGAGCUACCUUGUCCAAGUGAAGGCAGUGAUCCUUUUGAUCUAAAAAAAGUUGAUAUGUGUCAUGAUCAUAGACCAGUGUUUCUGGACUGGUGUAUAGAAGAAGAAACCCAAGAACAUAUUGCUAAAUAUAAUACCAAGUAUAUGAAUAUCCAGAAAAGCUGGGUUCAGCUAGAAAAGGAAGGACAGUCCACACAGAAAAUAAGGAGGAAAGCUGAUAAGCUUAAGGAAAUUUGGAAAAGUAAGAAAAGGAUUCGUAGAUGCAGAGGAGUUUUGGAAAGUAAGAAAUUUUCACCGGUGCAGAUGCUGUUUGUUAAGGCUCUUGAUUUAUCUAAGAUUUGCAGGUGGUUCCUAGAAACAACUGAAACCAGAUCCUUGGUCAUUGUAAAGAAAAUUAAUACAGUUAUUCCUGGUGACAUGCCAGCAGUAAGAAUUCCCCUACAGAAGUAUUCAUCCUCAAAUAUUUACCCUAGUUCCCAGGCUGAGCGUUUGAAGAAACAUUUGAAAAAAUUUGCAGCAACAACUCCAGCAAGAAGCAACUGGAAACCUGGAAGAAUGCUAGCUACACCUAAAGAGGAGGAAGGCAGUAUUUCAGUUCUGGAUGAAUCUGAAAAUAUUCGACCUUUCGAUUGUUCAGAUUCAAGUCUUCAUGGAGGGACAGAAUGUAUGCAUUUGAAGUCUGUUCAGAGUUUGAAAAAAACAGCUAGUGCCUGGAUUCUUAAGAAGUACUCGAACAUACGUGGAAAACGUCAUACACAUUAUUUUAAAAGGGAUAAACCCAGUGAAGUAAUUGAUAUGGAAAAGAAACUGAACAAUAGGAGUGUAUGCAUUCACCCUCUAGUAUCACCAAGACUGGCCUCCCAACCAAAAACUGGUGGCAGACCACCUAAUAAGUCUAAGAAAAGUGUGACAACUGUAAAAGGAAGAAAAAGAAAAAAAAUAAAGUGCAUUCAUAUGAGAACUAAAGUGAAACUGGGAAGAAAGAAAUUGGCUGCUGAAGUCAAUGUGUUGAGACCUUUGCCUCAUAGUUCUACUAGAAUGAGAGUACCUGCAAAACAAACCAAAUAUAAAAAUUCAUCCCCUGUAUUUAAAGAACCAGUUUGUAGAAGGCCAGGUGGUGGUGAGAAAUCAAGUACAUUUUCUAAAGUAAGUACUUUAAAAGGCAUGCAAGAAAACCAGAAGCUUAGGAAACCUCGUAGUGGAGGUAGGCUGGCUCUUAGGAGUACUGUGAGGCGUAAACAUUUAAGGCGAAAGAGACCAUCAUCUGGUAAAAAGUUGAUAGAGAAGGCCUAUAAGCAUAGAACAGUCACAGAAAUUCCGUUUCGAUUAUGCAAAACUUCCAAAACACGGCAGAAUUGUGUCAGGAAUAUGAAGACUCAAACAAAAUCAAAGGGUUUUUCUGAAAAUGCUGCUUUCCAAGGAAAAAGAAAAGUGGAUGAAAAACUUGAAAUACCUAGUAAACGCAAAAAACUGGAUGCAAAGUGAGAAUAAAAGAAUGGCCAUUAUAAACUAAUGUAAUAGGUAUCUUGAGCAUACUUUGCAUUAAAAGAAACGCUGCUUUUAUAAGCUGGAGCAAGCCUUCUAAGAUGCACAGUAAACUUUACUUAAGUAUUUUGUGAAACUGGAGAGAAACCUAGUAAUGAAUUCUAAGUGGAGUCCUGCCAUAGGGCCAAGAAUAACACACACGUUUUUUAAUCUAUAUAUAUAUAUAUAUAUAUAUAUAUAUAUAUAUAUAUAUAUAUAAUCUGUAGUUUGGGGAUGUUACAUUACAGAUUUUAAGAGUACAACAGUGCCUUAUUUAUCUCCCUCCCCCCUUUUUGGGGUGUUGCUGUGAGUAGAAAUGGGUGUAAUUAAAGGCUUGCAGUUUUUACUUGAUGCACAAGCACUUGCACUGUAGCAUAAGAUGGCCACCAUCAUGCACAUAAACUUAGCUUUUCAGCAGCUAUCAAGCAGAGUCUGUCACUGGAAAAUUAUGCUUUUUCCAUUUUUGUUACCCUCCUAAUUUCUUUCUUUUCUAAUGUGUAUUUUUUUAAAUUCUGUAUGAUCAUUUGGUUUGUAGGUUUCAAGACCGAGUUGAUGUAAGCAUGUGGGUAUAAUUGUGCAAAAAGUAUGCUGUUUUACUGUUCGCUGCAAGAUGUCAGUGCUUUCUUAGCAUUAACAAGUGUCUCAGUUUCAUACUGAGCUUUUUGAGUUGUGGAAAAGUUAGCGGAAGUUUACUGAUUUGACACUGCAGGGGAAAGAAGAAUUUCACAAUUUUGAAGUUUGCUGCUGUUUUACAUAUUUUAUUUCGUUCAGAAACACAUUUUGGAACGCACUGUGCUGAGCAUUACUGCUUCUGUACCUUGUAUUAUCUAUGUACUUUUCCUUUUUCUCACUAUAGUGGCAGCACCCUUUUACUAAAGAAGAUUUUUUUGUGUGCUGGUACUGUUUGGUUUAAGAUUACAAUUAAUAUUGUGUAUUAUUUUAUGUAGUAUUCAGCCCAGUAAAUAUGCUUUAUGCUUUUUUUGACAGCCAAGAAAAAGCUUUAGGUAUUAUUGCGUACUGUUCUAAGGUUUGACUUUGAAGAAAAUGCGUUGAAUAGCUCAUUAUGACCUUUUGAAAAUGUACUGAUUUUCUUAAAAUUCAUUAAUUUAGAAUGUUUGUCUAAAUUGAUUUUACCCCCCCCAAAAGUAACUGUUCUGAUUCACUUUUUCAGUCGGAAUUGAUUUUAUUCCCUCACCCAACUGAACUGUUCUGAUUCUAAUAUAUAUGUAUAGGGUCCGUUGAGUGAGAAAUAGCAUUAUAUAUGAGAUAUUUCAUUGGUAUACCUUGUUUUCUGUCUACUGUAAACAGAAUUUGCAGUCUUGAUCUGAUCUACAGUCCUGACUUGAGUAACCAGUAAUGGUCAAACAAGUGAGUAUUGGAAGAAUGCUCAUCAGUUAAAGGCUAUUGAUCUUCAUUCAUUUCCUUUCGUGUACUUUUCUGGCAUGACCCAUAAAAUCUAAGUCAGUUGGAAGGGUUUUAACUUGGUAGUGCUGAUCUCUGCCUUUAAAUUGUCUAUACAUUGUGAACAUAUUUUCUGUGAUCCAUGCUUGCUAUUGUAAUGUACCUCAUUGAAGCUUGAUACACGUGUUUGCAUUGCACUUAUUUACUUACUCAUCUAAUGUAUUCCUGACAGUGUUUUAAAACGCCGUUUCAAGCAAAACUAAUUUUCCAAGGGCUGUGUGUGUUUGCAUAUGCAUGUCAACACUUAACUUUUGAAAAACAGCUAAAAAUCUUCAACAGUAAAACUGUCAUAAAAGAACAACAAAUGCUCUCUUUUUCUGAUUGAAUUAAAAAAAAAAAAAAAACAGAUGAAAGCCCUAACAGUAGCAGCAGACAUACUUUGAAUUGAUACUGUCAGGUCAAGGGUUUUUCAAAAGGUGAUAUAUAGGGAUGGGAUUAGGGGAAGAGUUAGGAUUAGGGUCAGAGCCGGCCUUUGGUCAACUGGUGCCCUAGGCAAAAGGACUCCAUAGCACCCCCCCCCCACACACACACACACACACACACCAGAUGGUGCCCCCGUCCUGGUCUAUCUACACCAUCCAGAUUACUGGAAAAGUGCCCCAGCUAGAACAGCGCCCUAAGCAGCAGCCUAGUUGCCAUUUGCCUAAGGCCGGCUAUGAGUAGGGUAACUUGACAGUAAUGAUGAGUCAGAAGACUUCUCCUGCCCCUCACUCCAACAGUACAUAUCUUACAGAAAAUGCCUCACUACACUACACACCCAGGCACCUACCCCAUACAUAAACACACACACAACACUAAAACUGGCCCCUUACCUAACCCUUACUCUGACCCUAAUCAGCGCACACACUGCCACCCCAGUUACUGUCAUUUAACCAUGCCAACAACCACCACUCGACAUUCUGUUGUUAAAUCAGCUCAGCACUCAACCGAAAGUGCUGUCAAUAACUAACCAAUAGCAUUCCACUUUGUGAAGAAAGCAGUUGAAAAAGUCAACUGCUGUUCUGUGUCUAUGUACACACAUAUUACUACUAAUAAAUAGAUUUAAUGUGAUUCUUAUCAUGCAGCUGUUAACAGGGAGAGCAAAGACUUAGAACCUCAUCAUUUGCUUGGAAGAAGUUAGGAAUGUAUAAGUAGUAGCCAGUGCAGUAUGAAUACACUGAUCGUUAAGCUUGCUCCUGGUAGUAAGUUUGACAUUUAAAAGCUUUAUCUUAAGACUUUCUAGUUUGUGUUGUGCGUAUAGACAAAAUGCUGAAGUGUUGAGACUUGAAAUUAAUCCCUGAUGUUCCUUGUUUGAAACUUACUCUUGAUUAAUUCGGAAUCUUUAAAUGCUCAAGUUGUUUAAACUUUUAAGUAGUUACCUCUGUUGUACUGCAUUUUGAUAAAAUCAGACAGUUUCUUGUAUUGCCAUUUAAAGAUUGUGUAUUGUGCAUUUGGUAGGAAGAACACAGAAUAAAACACUGUCCAUUCUUUAAGGUCA
Protopterus annectens (West African lungfish) is the source of this 7606-nucleotide messenger RNA. RefSeq lists its product as uncharacterized. Bases 1 to 4629 code for a protein of 1542 amino acids. The transcript has 4 exons. Lineage: Eukaryota; Metazoa; Chordata; Ceratodontiformes; Protopteridae. The record is from RefSeq and is a predicted model, not a curated record.